AUGGCAGUUCGCAUCGAAUCAGCCCAAUUCCCUGCCGACACCGCUGCAAUCCACUCCUUAUUUUCCGGGUAUGCGGCAUCAUUAUGCAUCGAUCUUACUUUCCAGUCAUUUGAAGAUGAACUCAACUCGCUACCUGGGAAAUAUGGCGCAUCGCAAGGAGGAGCACUAUUAAUAGCGCGAGCACAAAAAUCCGAUACGACUAUCGAAAACGAUGUCAUAAGGCCCGAAUCAGCGUCCCAGACUUCAGAUAGCACGUCGAUAGUUUCACAAAUCGAGUCCGUUGUGGGCUGCGUCGGCUUGCGCUGCAAUGACGAUCACUGGUGUGAAAUGAAGCGUCUUUACGUGAAGCCAGAGACCCGUGGGUUGAGGCUUGGUGAUAAACUCGUGGAGGCUAUCCUCGCCCAGGCAAAAGCCUUGGGAUACCGUGGUAUUCGACUAGAUACUCUACCAGAUAUGGUGGCAGCGCAACGACUCUACAGACGCCAUGGAUUUGUCGAGAUUGAGCCGUAUUACGAUACUCCUCUGGAAGGGACCAUAUUCAUGGGGUGUGAUUUGACGAAAUAA
Messenger RNA from Penicillium daleae, 564 nucleotides. Its product is annotated as GNAT family N-acetyltransferase. Lineage: Eukaryota; Fungi; Ascomycota; Eurotiomycetes; Eurotiales; Aspergillaceae. Gene Ontology annotation, molecular function: acyltransferase activity, transferring groups other than amino-acyl groups. The transcript has a single exon. The record is from RefSeq and is a predicted model, not a curated record. Bases 1 to 564 code for a protein of 187 amino acids.